Galdieria sulphuraria is the source of this 1349-nucleotide messenger RNA. RefSeq names its product zinc-finger protein / transcription factor isoform 2. NCBI's taxonomy places the organism in Eukaryota, Rhodophyta, Bangiophyceae, Galdieriales, Galdieriaceae. The transcript has 2 exons. Bases 504 to 1223 code for a protein of 239 amino acids. The record is from RefSeq and is a predicted model, not a curated record.
AUUCAAAUCUGUGGUUUGAGCUCGAUUCUUCGAUCACUAAGGUCGUUGUCUUGAGCAUUGAAUUUGUAGGAAGUAUUGUGUAAAGUGUAAUAGAAGAAACACUGCACAUUCCGAGGAGUUUCUAAUUUUAACGAAGCAAACUACUAAGAGAAACACUCAUUUUAUCCAAACCAAUCUUCCUGCUCGUCUCGUUAUAGCUAUUGAGAAGCAAUUCUUGUCGCUCCUGUAAUAAGCGUCGAUUGGCGAAACGGGUCGGAGCACUCAUAUACUAUUCGACCUAACCUUAACUGUAACUCACUGCAGAUAAUAGUCUUUUGAGCUCUUUGCUUUGCUCUUGCUAAUUAGAUCGGCUUAUGGAAUAAUUUCUCCUUGGCGUGGGACGAGUAAACAAGUUGGUAUAAAACGCUUAUCUACUGACUAAAAAAACUUUCAAAGCCCUUUGAAAUUAAAAUCUCAAACUGCUAGAGUAAGCUCCGGUGAACAAGGCUCAUGCAUGCUUAUACAUGGAACUGAGAACGUAUCCUCCAUAUUAUCCCACAUCGAUAGAAUAUGAUAUAUAUCGUAAGUUGUUAUUUACAUCUUCGGACUUGCUAAAAUGCUCCGUUUCAUACUUCAAUACUAACUGGAAUGAUCUGUUGUUAGAAGGUCAUGCGUUGUGCUCAAGUUGUGGACAGUUGUUAUCUUUUCCCCUUGGUUCUGCUCUGGUUCAGUGCCCACUUUGCAAAACUGUCUUGAGUUUACGUCCCAUAUAUACUGUGGCAAUUGGUGGUCAAACUCGUUGUUCGGGUUGUCAUCAAAACAUGUUAUUUCCCUUAGGCGCUACAGCAGUUCAGUGUACCAACUGUUCAUCUAUAACACAUUGCCCUAGCUUAAAAUAUUUUGUCUGUCACGGCUGCGGUUUACACUUGGCCUAUUGUGCUUCUACUGACGUACCAAGUGUUUUGUGUACUGUAUGUAGUACCCUUCGAGAUGUCAUCUCUAUCGAAAUGGAGUCCUUUUCUCUGCAAUUUGGUCAUAAAAGGGUUCUUCUAUUAUCACAAGAAGAGUUAGUAGCUGCACCGUGGAUGAAUCCUUCUGAAGCAUCAACUCAACCACAAAGUCUUCCAUCAGGGGCGUCUCAGAACAUUGAAGAUGAUAGGGAAAUGACACAAGCACCACAGCAAGAACGUAGAAAUGAGGAAGACUCAAAAAGUCAUUAUAUGCCGUUCAAUCCAAGUUGCUAGAAAGAACCCCGUUAACAACAAAAGCAUGAAGACGGAAGUUCAAGUUGAGUCACUUAAUAUCUCUCUGUCGCUGCACAUUUUUGAUAGAAAUAGUCUUUCUUUAAGUAGUUUGAUAAAGUUCGAAAC